AGUAUCUUAUUAAAGCAGAAGGAAGAAAGCUGGGAGAUUGACUUGGAUAGAUUAAUGGUGUCUGACGUAGUACUUGGAGAGGGAGAGUUUGGAAUUGUUAAUAAAGGUAGCUACCGGGGACAAGAUGGAAGGAUCUAUGAUGUCGCAGUAAAGCAGCUGAAAGGUACUAUUAUAAAUGAAUGAAAGGCACCUAAUUUGGUUGAUAUGUUUUUUUUUUCUUCAUUUAUCAGCCCUACUUUUAAAGGAAUGAGUAGACCUGCCGCAACGAAACCUGUGUUGCAGAAGAAAUGUACACAAUGUACAUCAAUAUAUUUUUCUUGCAUUUACUUCUUUGUGUCACGCCUUCUUAUUCUUUUCAAAUGUCCUCUCCUCUCUCCAGAUGGUACAAGCAUGGCAGACAAAAACGAUUUAUUAAGUGAAGUAAAGGUGUUAAAAAAAGCUGGACGGCAUCCAAACAUCGUCAGCUUAGUUGGCGUUUGUACUCGAGAGGGUAUGUUUUUUCCUAAUCUGUAUUUGUUGCAAUGAAUACUCGGCUCCUUCUUCUUUAAUCUGUUUCUUUUUUAUUUGUUAUUAUUAUUUCAGAGAAGAUUCUUGUUUUGACUGAACUGGUUCCGUAUGGUAGUUUAAAGAACUUCCUAAUAUCAAAACGAAUAGCAUGCGUUUCUGGUGAGGAGAGUCGUUAUGUAAAUGUACGUUUUGGCUUAAACGACCGGACGUUACUUAAAAUCGCGUUUCAAAUCGCUUUGGGGAUGAAAUUCUUAGAAAAGAAAAAGGUAAGGGAAUAUACGUGUAAUACCUUUUUGCGUGCAAAUAUAAUACCUUCUUUCCAUUCUCAAAACGUGCUUACCUCUUUGUAAUAUAUCUUUUAAUACAUUUUCCUGUACCUUAGCACUUUCAGCAUAUGAAGGGAUGGUUAUUCUAGCAGAUAUUCUUCAUAUACAAGUUGUCAUCCGUGGAGUGGUAUUUUUCUAUAUUCUUCCUCUGGAGCCGUCUGUCUUUGCUCUGUCUAUAUUAUUACGAGCGACUUUCUGUAAAUACCACGGAUAGGCGAGCAAGAGGGAAAAAUCGAAAUCCCCCAAACUUUGUCACAACAACGCUGUUUGAAAACUAUUUUAGAAAAUACAAGAAUCAGUUCGUUUGACUUUAUGUUUUCAAAAAUAAACAACUUUUCAAUGUUCACCUUCGAGAGGCCUUUAAACCACCGAAAUACGUGCUUGGCAUCCUCGUCCCUUCUUGAAUGGAAACGGAAACUAAUACCGUGAGUUUUUUAAUAUAAAACAACUUUAUGAUCCUUCUUUUGUAUCUAAACGUUGUUACAGUUUCAAAAGAUUUCAAUCGGAUUUUUUAAUUUUUUUUUCAAAAUUACCCUCUAAAUCAAUAUUAUCGCGACCAUCAAUAAAACGCGGGGUCGACACUAACCGUAACCCUAACCCUAAAACAGCAUUCUUAAAAAAAAAAAAAAACAAAUAGAACCCGACCCCGGCACUGACCCCGAUCCCGACCCUGCGUUUUACUGACACCCAUCUCAGAGAAAGAGCAAUGCUUCUCCUAUCAAUCUGUGAAAUAAAAAUUUGGGGCAAUUGAAACUGCGAGUGAGUGACAACUGAAAACAUUUACGCUUCUCGCGUGAUCUACAACCUUUGAAUUUGUAGUUUUAUUGGUGAAUACAAAAAAUUGUUCUAGACUUCACAAUAGCAAUCAGUUUUUCAAAAGGAGAAGUAAUUUUAGUGUGCGAAAGUGGGCUAUGAACACUUCCGUUACGUGCGUAUUUGUUUACUUUUACGGCAUUUGUAACAGUUAUCAUUUAUUUACAAACUAAACGACUUUAGUGUCGUUAACUAUUCUUUAAAAUGCCCUCAUUUCUCGUGAGACAAAUCGUUAUAGCUAUAAAAAAGGAAAAAACUUUGACCUACCUCACGUUUAUUGACAACAGACCCGAAGCCUUUAGCGAAACGAGAUUGAGUGAUAAAGAUCUUUGAGACGCAGGUUUUUCCGUGAAGACAGAUACCAUUCUGAAAAAGAACGUAACGCGGCACCUUCCGUAACUAUAAAAGCGAAGCAUGCAGAUCUUCAAAAUCCUUAGUUUCAUUGAAUUAUCCGUUAGAGCGACCCUGAAAACGUAACAAAAUAUUUUCCGCAAGAGACUAUGAAGUGCAGGUAAGCCCUUACAGUCUCUUGUUUUUCAUAAACGCCUGCUUAGACUUUCAAGCUGUUAAAAAAGCCUCUUUUACAACAGUUUCGUUUUGAAAUACGAUUAUGAUUUCCUUACUUGUAUUCUUAGAAAAAUGAAAUUGAGGGGAGAAAAGUGGUAGGUCGUAGUUUGAACUGACAUUCGUCUUUUCGCCCCACCCCCCAGUUUUGGCAAUCUCGAGCAAGUUUUGCAUUUCUGGGUAACGUUUGGGCAAAAUGUAGGCUUAUGGCACAUGCCAAGCCAGAAAAAGUGAGCAAUUUGGUGGAAACUAAUGUCAAGUACGCCUGACAGGGGACUGGGUGGGGAGGGGAAACUCUCGAAUGGAACUAAGGGGACUUAGCUCUAAGCAUGCAGCCUCUGUUUUAGCUGUGCGUUUGCCUUAGCAAUAAAUUUCGCCCAUACUUUCAAGCAACUCUUUAAAGAAGAUUGUAGGAGACUAUGAUAGAAGUGGUAAGCCCUCAUAGUCUCUUGUUUUCCAUGAACGCCUGCUGAUUUACAUUUUCAGCUGGUAAAAAAGCCUAUUAAUUUUAAAACGUUCAGUUUCGUUAUGUAAAUUAUGGUGAGCGGACCUUAUAUUGGUGUACGAAGUUGUGAGCUCACACUUGUGGGAGAGAAUUUUUGUCCCCUUCGCACUGGGCAUUAGCAGCGUACUACGCAUGCGCAUUAAGAGAAAACGUUUGAAAACGUUUGUUUGAUGACGGAUCUCAUGUUAGAAGACGAGGACUGUCCAACAACCUAUCAUCAUCCCACCAUCAACCCACCAUCAACCCACCAUCAACGCACCAUCAACCUACCAUCAACCUACCAUCAGCCUACCAUCAACCUGACAUCAACCCCACAUUAACCCGAUACUUUAAGGAUCUCAUGUUAGAGUAAAACAGUCACAUCAUUUUAUUACAUUGCAAAUCACAAGUUUAGAUUCAAGGUUUACAGAGUUUUAAGAUAUCUUUGGCAAUGGACACACAACAAAUCAAAGUCUCCAAUGGUAUUAUUGUAAAUGAUUGUCUUCUCUGUUUCUCUCUUCUUGGUUCGAAUACGUUGUUUCAGGUCUUCAAUCUUUUUCUCUCUAAUCUGUAAAAGAGUUCGCAUCAUUGCCUAGACAUGUUCAAUUCCCUAAGGACUUUAUCUUUUCUGUCGCAUACGUGUCAUAGUAAGAAAUAGCUUUUUCACAAACAGCGUCAUAUACUUGUUUGUUCCAUUCAAACAAGAACGAGUUUAACGUUUCAAAGUUUAGAAUCGAGAUUGGAGAUGUCUUCUACAAUGAGGUCAUGCAUAAACUCUUGAUACCCUGGAACCUUGGAAGUGUCUAUCGCUUGUAGUAGUAGUUGGUCCAUCUCAUUAUUACUAUGGUCCAUCGGGAAUGAAGGCUUGUUGCUUCACACAAAUGCCAUUUUUCAUACACUAACAAGUGUUUUAUUGAAUUCACAGGAGCUGUAACAAAAUGAUACUUGUAGUUUAUCAACCUAUUACAUAAAUAACGUUUAGUUUAAUAAUGUUCCCAUCGUUUCCUGUUCCGCAACCUGGCCACCAUGGAUGUUCUCGCCUUCCGUUUAUUAGAUGAUUUGCGUGUUGAAUCAGGCGGGAUAUCCAACAACAAAGGGAGGGCCAUUUCCUCAGGUGAAAUAAAAGGCAUCGUUUCUAUUCGGCGAGGAAUUUUCGAUUCCACUGUAGUCACAGGUGUCGCGGGUAGUUUUCUUGGCAUUUUUGUAGACUUUGAUUGAGAUGUAUUGAGGUCUCUUUUCCUGGACGCCUCUGCAGGUGUACCUUCAUCUGUUUUGCCGGAUGUCUCUGUAGCAGGCAAAGGAUCUGGUUUGGGAAGGACCACAGUCGGUUUUAUCGCCGACUCCGUUUUCAUUUGUUUUGUCAGUCCUUGAUACCGCUGUAGAAGUUGAUCCAACAAGAGGACUUUUUGGUCUUCUUGUAAAGGAGACUCUAUGAUUUGCUUCAUGUCUUGAUCUAAUCUCGUCAACGUUGCAAGUUGAACAGGAGCAGUUAAACGCCCUUCUGUCUCCAUGCUCUGUAAUAAAUGUUCCGGUAUAAUCACCAUCUUUUGAGCGUGCUUCAUUUGAACACUUUACCCAGUAAAUCAACAGCAAGGGGUGCAGCCAGAGCAGCAAGGGCUGAUAAAAAUCCUCCUUUUUGAUUGAUCACUUCCUUCUUCUGUUUAAGGCUUGGUUUCUUGCGGGUCAAAUAGAGGAGCUUUGACUUGUGCGGUUUCAAUAGUUUAAAUGACGAACUCGGGACUAUGAUGUUGCCUUUAAGAAGAUUCAGGGUCACUUCCCCAAUAGCUUCCAUCUGUCCUCUAUUAGCAUGGGCUAUCAUAUCUUUUCGUUGCUUUCCAUUGCUUUCCAUUGCUUUUAAAACACGCACAAAGAAAGGGUAGGUGUUGUUGGAAUUUGGAUUGUUUGGCAAUACUUGACCGCUUUCGUUUUGUCCCUCUGGUCUGAGUCGUAGUGCCAGAACGUAAGACCAUAUUGCCGCCGCGUUGAUGAACAACUCUUGACUUCACUGUGCCACUUGCCUUACACGAAGGCAUGGUGCUAACUGACGUCGACAGUUAGAGGUCCGUCUGUUUUAUGGGAUUUCUUGUUGACGUAGACCACAGGCAAAGAUUGUGAGACAGGCAGUAUGUUGCUACGUAAUCGUAGGAUAGCCGGUGUUCGCGGAUGUAAAUACAACAUGAGAUAACCAUACGGCUACGAGGUGGCAUCUUGAAAACUUUCCAAUACGUAAGGAACGUGCCGUGCAAAAGCUUGUUGAGCCAAUGCUCGGAAACCCAAUGUAUCACGAGGAUUAUUAAAGGCAAUGAUGUAUUGAGCAUUGAGAGAAAUACUUCUUGAAAAUUUUCUCGGUGGGAAAAGGUUUUGUGUCAAGUAGAUGCAGGUGACAUCACAAUGAUGAGACACUUUUGUGAACAGGUCCAGAAUACGUUCGUCCUCGCUACAAUUCCUCAUUAAAUCAUCCAACACGAGUAUACCUGGACGACAACCCAUUGGAAAUAAAGCCGGAAUAUCUUCAGGAAUACCCUCUACAAACGUAAUCUGUGACUCCAUGUCCUGAAAGCAUUCUUGUCACUGCCCAUAACAGAACACAAUUUUACGAAUAGGUCUUUCAAACAAAACGUCUGCAUACUGAAGUAAUAGUUUUUUGAACGUCGUCUUUCCACAUUGACUCGGCCCUGCGAUCAUUACACUGCGCGGGCAUUUGAACUGAGCCAUGCUGCCCACACAGAACGAAAAGCCAACUGAUGUCAAAGUUACUGGUGCCUUUCUCUUUAUAGGGGUGUAUCUCAAGUCCAAAACACAAAAUAAACACAUCAUGUUCAUUUUAAACAACACUUUAUUGAUUCCUUACGCCAACAUUUGAAUGACUUACAAGUUUGUUCACUCUGAAAGAAUGGUGACCUCUGCCUAACACUUGUCAACGAUUUUACAUAGCUGUGAACAAAUGUGGCUACUUGUGCAUCAUUCCACUGUGUAUCAUGCGACCUAAAUUUAGCUUGAAGAGCGUCCAUAUCAACAUUAUGUGCUCGAUGAAAUAAAUAAAAUAAACAGUAGUCUCCACAAGUGUCUGAAGUAAGUCCCUGGAACGGUUUGUUGUUGUAACGCGUAACAUCUCGCUCUUUGUAUCCAUCCAUGCCAUAGGUAGCGGGAGGAAACCCGGAACUGUCAAAGAAUUCAUUUUCCCACGGAGAAAUAAAGUACAUGGCCACCCAAUGUGUCCCGGGCUGAUCAUGAGGGUCCGUAUUUGCGAUCAGUCCCGAAGGAUACUUGUUAACGAUAGGUAACUUGUCUCUUGGGAAGACACCUUGCAUAACGGGAGCUAAAAUGGGAUCUUGUAGUGCCGCUUGCCAUAGCUCAAAGGUGGUAUGCAUCGUUUUGUCUUUAAGCACCCUGUGACAGGUCGUACACCACACGUCUGUUACGAUCAAUUUCCAACUGAUUCUGGAAUUCUGCGUACACAAUUAAAUUGAGAACUGCAUGGGUGUCAGUGCCAAAUUUUAAAUACAAGUUGACAUUUCCGCUGCGAUUAGGAAUCAGAUGAUCCGGAUGGCCACUUCCUGCUGGUGUUGUGUCCAAGCGAAAUAAACUAUAACCCUGCUCCCAUUCUUCUCUGUCAAUGUCUAUACCAUGACCACAGUUCAUAUCACCACUGCCUGAGAAAAGUGUAUUGUAGCCAUCGAUUUUCUUGCCACCUAUCAAGUCGAUGCCUGAGUAAGGCAUUUCUUCUCCAUUGACUGUUAGACGAACAGCAUUCAGAUCAAACAGUUGGAAGUUGAAUGGGUUCCUCCCCAAGUUUCCAUUGUAAGCAUCGUUUCGCAUCAUUCCAAAUAUGAUGCAUUGGGGGAUGAGACCUUUGAAUAGAUCGGUCUCUGUGUGAUUUAAUACUCCUCUGGUAAUGAUCCUAGCAUGCGUAGGGGUUCUUGUUAGUGUGUAGAUUGCAGGAAGUGCCCUCUGACCCGUCAUGGUGUUUACGUGAUCCAAUUUAGUGCUGUCUGCCACAUGAACAGUACGUACACGGAGCGUGCUUGACACUAUUUGUAACUUGCAGUCGUUGGCAUCUUCACCACCCAUCAGACUAAAUUCAGUGCUGUUAAGAUCUAUCUUGAUUUUGAUUUCCAAUCCAUCCAACAGUAACUUGUCAAGGUUGAAUACAUCACACAGGGGUACACCAACCAUUCCAACUUCAGCAUCUCCAGUGGUAAAAGAACCUCUCUUUUUUAGACCCAAAUUUCGAUCUGUUGUAUUAUUCACCUCAUCCAUAUGUCCAGCAGUGUCUUUGUAGUACAACGCUUUUGUCAGGUAAGAUUUCUUGGCCUGAUCAGUAAAGUUAAGCAAGGUCUUGAUAUAAGCAUUGUAGGCUUGUGUGUCUGAUUGUUCUGUGACAAGGGUUUCAUUGAUCUUGAUAGUGAACUGUUUGAUGAUAGAAUGAAGAGCGUUGUUGAUCAACGUAUAUUUCUUCCCAGCUCCUGUCCCUCCUCCGUUUCGUUUUGUAAUUUUUACCACCAGACGAAGUUCAGUCUUGUUAAUGUCGAUGUAAUCGGACAGAGGUUUGAUCACAAAUUCUAUGGGAUUAGUGCCACUCUGAAUUGGUUCAUAGUCCACACAUUUACUUUUGACAAUAGAAACAUCGGUGACCAGCACUUCGAAUAACCGCAAACUGGAGUUAACUCCUGGAGCAGAUAAGGGAUGUGCUGAAACCAUACUCGGUCAAAAAUAGUCUUGAACGUUGCUGACGAUGUUCUCGCUUUCUUGACUUGUCUUUUACUGACAGAAUUAGCUUUUUGGUUGCGUUUAUAUACUUUUCCACGCCCUUGUUGUUGCGUCAUGUCCCGAAAGGCCUCAGUGAAAAAUUGUUUUCCGGCAGCUUUUGCUCUCGUUUUCGCUGCUUUCUUCAGUGAUUGCCCAUUCAUAACAUCUUGAGCAAUUUGUACUCCUGUGUCUAAUCCAGUGGACAGUAAUCGUUUUCCCACUUUCUUUGCAGCGGUCUUGAGAAGAGGUGUUGCUGUUCGAAAGAGAGAACGAAACAUUCCUCCCAAUCCAUUUCCACCUUGACCACACGGGUGUGUUCCUCCAUAGAUACUAAUAUCUCCUUUACCUCGUUGCGCAAAAGGAAUCACAUAGCGCUGAUAAGGAUAAAAUUGGUGGUUCAUUGGUAGAAGCAUCUUACAGAAUUGUCCUUCGUCGAAAGUGUAAUGUUAUUCUGACAGCACCAGACGCAAGUGAUAUCAGUUGACCCGUGUCGCUUCUUAUAUUCAUUUCCACCGAGGAGAAAAUAGAUGUUCGCAAUCGAUGAUAGGUAGGGCGUUUGAUUUCGUCUGCUACUAUUUCACCCGACUGACCGCGAGGUAAUAUCAUACGCAGCAGAUUGGCUUGUACAUCGCCUACCACUAAGGACUCUAUUAGGUCAGAGUAGACGUACAUGGUUUGAAACGAAUGCUUGCUUAACAUUCCCCAUACCAAUUCGUCGUUUCGUCGUAUCGUGGUGGUGGUAGCUGUAAGGGUCACACUCUGGUUCUUAUUUAGUUGAACAGAUGUAGGACUACUGGUGCGAUAAAGGGCUGGUACGAGAUCUCGAUGGUUCAAAUACCCUAAAGCUCGAGCCAGGUUCUUGGGUAACAUCGCUUGAAAUCCUGUGGGUAAGUACAAUUCAAAGUAAUAUUUGACUUUUUCGUGAAUGUAGAAACAUUCUUUGCCUCCAAGACAUUUGAUCUUCUUUCCACUCUUGAUGUAAAUGUCUGGAAAGGCACUUUCUAAUCCUGUCACCAUACCACUGAUCAAAUCCUCGACUGUUCUGUAUGUGUCUCGGGGUAAAUAUGUUGGUAAGGUCCAUUCCUUUUCACCAUUGUAACGUAAAAGAUAGGACACCUGAUUGCUGUGUAUAUUUUCCCAAGUAUGUGGGUAAAUAAUAUGCAUCAUGGCCACUUCCCAAUCCCCACUCAAAUGCAGUUGACUUGGGAGUUGCAUUUUGAAACUGGAAGGUGUGUUCUAAGGAUACUGAUUAAUGCUUGCAUCACUGGCUACCACGACGUAAAAGCUACUACUCAUCUUGUUCUUCUCCGAAAAUGUAGUACAACGUUCACUGUUCCACCUUGAAAUGAUAUAGGCUGACCACAUCCACUUGUUAAAUAGAUGUCUUGGUUCUCAAGGGUAGAUAGAUUAUGUGUUCAGGCUGCUCCAUAACCGUCUGUUGGAAUGAACUGUGUGGUACUAUUUCGUGUAACAAAGACAGUCGUGUGUCACCGAUCUGCCAAGGCUCGAUCAGAUUCGUGUGUACUUGGACUACUCUGUGUUUACAGCGACAAAGAGAGACUGUCUGAGGUAUUUCAUAGGUACCCCGAAAAGUGAUAGAGUUACGGAUGGGCAGCACACACCACGUAUAUCCAAAAUCAUUGACCAAUGAGGGAUUCAUUUUUACACCCAUCGUGUCUACUUGACGAGGUUUGUUUUCACUGUUUAUCCAUCCAAGUGCUUGGGCAACAGGGGCUGUCACCAUUAUCCACACGUCUUGAGAUGUGAUUGUUAUGUUCCACUCAUUAUCAAUAGCUAUGUUCAAGUGCCAGGGUGUGGAGGCUUUGUUCGUGCAUUGCAUUCUACCACAUCUAAUGCUGUUCGAUACCGUCCGACAGAUAAGGUGAACUUUUCAAUGUGCUGACUUCUGAAUCGCCGCAACAUGAGAUGGGGGUGGUUGCAUUGGUGAGGGACUUCGAACCAAGAGAAUGGAUAAAUGACAUGAUGAAGUCCAACUUCCCAAUCUUCUUCGUCUGGUAAAUGAAUUUGAAGAGGUAAUGCAACACGGUAAUACGAAGCUGAGUUGGUAGGAAAGAAGUUCGUAUUGGCAUUACUGGGAAGUAUAACGUAAAAAUCUCCACCUGUUUCAUGUGUACUGUAAGGACACCAGCUGCUUAUAAGGAAUCCAACUAUCGUAUUUCUUGGGCCAGCCUUUCCAAUGAACCAACGCUUCUUUGGAAGCACCUUUUCCACGAUACCUUAAAAUUUUUUCAAUGCGAAACAAGUGAUCUGGCUUUCCUAGUACUUUCUGUAGCUCUGGCUCAUAAAAGGUGGAUUGAAUGAAAUCACCGUCUGCUUCCUUUAGGCGAUACACUGGAGGAUCUCGGGGUAUUGGUUGGGCAAUGGUAAAUGUCUCCUCCGUCCAGGAUGGCAGAUAAUUUUACGUUUACGUUCUACGUUUCCACAUACUAACCAGUCUUGAAACAUCAUUUCUUCAUAGGUGGGAAGAGCAACAUUUUCGAAUGCUCAUUGUGCAUUCUCAUUUACAAUCACUUGGGGUUCUGGUGCUUCUUGAACUGAUUCAACGACUUCCAUUCCGGUGGUCUUUUUUGGUUUCUUGGUUUUCUUUUCUUUAGGAAAGUACUAGAGGACAUUUCGUGAUUAUUACAUGAAGUACUAAGUGUCCUUAAGUCACGACUAAUACUACUUACUACAGUUUUCGGAUGAAAACUAUCGACUUUUUCAAAAAACUGGAACAUUUUUAGCAACUGAAGGUUUCUACUGAAUUGUUAUUCACUGCAAUUGAUGUAAGUUAUCACUUUACCUUGUAAAAAACAUUUUAUUAUGUAGUUUAACGCGAAAUAUAGUGACCGAGCACCCUAAAAGGGUAAAAAAAGUAAUUUUUUUCAGCAUCAUAACUUCUAUAAUCUUCUGAUGUCCUCGCCUGGCGAAAACGAUAUAACCUUUAUAAACUCGAUCGAUAGGCCAGCGCGCGUUGUUGUCGGUUAAGAAAUUACACGGUUGCAGUGACUGUCGUUUGCGUUUGGUUUCCCUCGCACUUUCAGUACCAAAGGACAAAUAAGUUAUACGAGAAAAACAAAGAGGCAGGAUGUAUUUUUUAAAAAAUAUUGAAUUAUUUCCUUUGCCGGUUCGCCUCUCGCUUCUAAAAUAUUUGCUUUGGGAAAAAUAUUGCAGUUACAGUGAGACCUGUAUGAAGCGGACACCCUCGGGGAAUGCUGUAGUGUCCGCUUAAUACAGGGUGUCCGCCUAAUAGAGGUUUCGAUAGAUAACGUCAUAUGAGGUGUCAAAUGCCAUUCAAAUGAACAGUGGAAGCGUUUAUAAUACUCCCAGAGACUAUGACGGUAGACGUUUGCAUUAAUUUCUUUAUUAAAGUGAGCCAAUUGAUCAUAGUACCAUAAACAUGGUUUGCAACUCAAAUUUGAAGAAAUCAGAUGAGUGAAACAAGCUCUACACAAACAAAACGAAAUAGAAUACAAUCCUGUACUGUGAAACUAGGAAAUAAGUUCGCCAAGUCACGUUUUUUAAUGUAAAAAUCGAAAAAUUUGUGGGUGGCAAUUCGACGCAAUCUUUUGCAUUUCCGGUGUCUGGCGUGUUGGGUGGUGGAAUUCAAUUACAAGUGUCCGUUUAAUACAGGUUGGCAACAACAGAAAUGGCCAUUUCAGGUACUUUUUAGGUGUCCGCGUCCGCUUAAUAGAGGUGUCCCCUUAAUAAAGGUUUCAUUUAAAGUAAAUAAGGGAAAUAAAUUUGGGGACUUCAGCUACUGUCCGCUUAAUAGAGGGUGUCUGCUUAAUACGGUGUCCGCUUAAUACAGGUUUCACUGUAUUGCUAUUAUCCGCUGACCACCGCGCAAGAUGACCGCUUUGCAACCAGUUGUGAGAACAUCGUUUCUCGGUCCCAGACCUUGUCUCUUCUCCCCGCCCCUGUUCCCCUGGUGGGGGAAUUUGCUUUGGAACAUGAAAGAAAAUUUAUAUGUUAACAAAGUGGCUACAUAGUUCAUCUCCGAGUAUAAUAACGUGUGCAAACUGCAUCGCGGCAAACCGCCUUCAGAGAAAGACUUCUCCACAAUUUUUUGUCGACAAAGUCAUUGCUCGUUCUCACCGGCCAGAAGUCUCUCAUGGGAGCUAUAACGGUACUGAUGUAACUCUGCCUUCGUGUCUGCUACUGCUGGCAAAAUUAAUCGUCUUGUUUAUUACGUACUCUGUCAGUGGCAAUGUUGAACAAAAUAUGACUUAGCUUUAUUCUUAUUAGAACCACGGCAUUAGAGAAACCUUUAUUUUCACAUUCAUAGAAUUUUUAGAUUUCACACAUUUAGGAUUUAUUGAUGAUAACUUGCAAAACAGCUUGAAAAACCGAACCCUUUCUACAACGUGUGACAUUACAACCUGGGUCAAGGACCUCAUGAACGCCCAUAUACUAUUGUCAACGCUCUUCAGUCUCUUCUUUUUCCUCAAUGUUGGCUGCGAAAAUGGGUCCACUCAGCUCAAAAAACUAUUCCUUAACAACAUUGGGAGAAAAGAAGAGAAGAAUUAGAGAGUUAAGUGUCACAAAUUGCAGUCUCGUUGUGUUCCUUUGUUUCUUCCGCUCGAAGCCGAAUCAUUUUAUGUACAUUUUUUUUUCUCGUCUGUUGCAAAAGCGACUGUUGUAUUUUACAAAUCAUAAACUAGAACAGAUGCUGCAGGUACAAAAUUGAUUAUUAUCCACUUGUUCAAAACGUUUUUCAGUUGUCGAAAAUAACAAUGUUGACACGUCAGUGCGAAAGUUUAAUAUCUCUUUGUCAUAUUCUUGAGACGAAAACCUGCAUAAUAAAAAAACGUUUUACUCAAAUGUAUCUAAAAAGGUUUGGCACAGAAUUACCUCUUGAGAAACCCCAGAAUAAAAGAGGAAUUUUUUUUCGGAAGUUUUUCAUAUUGUUUGAUCUCGGGGUUUUCCUUGUCUCGCUCGCGCGAGUUUUGUAUGCGUAAGAGAUCUUGCGUGGCUUGCUUAGCGCGCGGGUCAAGCUCGCUGUUAUUGGAAAAAAACUGUAGUAAGCCACCUUAAACAACUAUAAAGGGGAAAAUGGAGAGAGGCGGUGGUCAAGAAUUGAAACUUACCGUUUCAUACGACUUUUUUAUCUUCUAAGAAGUAGUCCAAAUAUUUCCGAAAACUUUUGUCGAUGAUCCAAAGAUCUUCGAACACCUUACGAAUUACUCUUUCGAUAUUUGGGUGAAUAAGAUAAAAGAAAGUUUAAUUCACAUCACGACAACCAAUAUUUUAAUAUUCCUGGAAGAACACCUUUAUGAAAGAAAUUGCACGAACUGUUUAAUAUUUACGCAACCGGAGUCCAGGAUAAACGAAAAUUGCAAAACAGGAGUCAAAAUCAAGAAAUUUUACAGCAAGUUGUCGUUGAAAGAUUUUUUUUACCCUUAUUAGCGUGGACAUAAAAAUAAAUUAUUUUGCCGCAAUUCCAGCUGAGUGAAUGAAAAAUAGCAUUAUUAGGGAGACUGCCAUUUUUUUUCUACUGAUUGCCAAGCGUGUGGCAAAGGUUGGCUUGAAAAUAACUUUAUCCUGUGUUUUAAUGAGAACUUACAACUCGCGCAUUUUUCAAUGCAUCUGUUUCAGUAAACGAUUCCCAGCCCUAACGCAGGCUACUAGCCCUGGACGCGAACGUUAAAGAAAAGCGCGUGGGUUUGGCUUGGAAAGCAAGAUUUGCCCGAGAUUAUUAUUAUUAUUACUUUUAAUUUGUCAUCCUUUAUUUACUUACAAGAAAGGUUGUGAACAGUCUAUAUGUAGUAUUGCCUUGAUUCAGGGCCACAUAGUAGCGUCAGGCACUUCAUGAAAAAUGGUAGCGUUGCUAUCGAAAAAAUCUCAAAAGGAACAGUUUUUUCGCCCUUGAGGUGUACUCCGAAGAACCAACAUAUCUGAGGUGAGCUUUCUGUGAUUUUCAUUCCCUUUUACCGAAAUAAAAGGUUAUGUAAAACCAUUCAGUACGGAGGAUUGCCCUGUUCCGUAAAGCUGUUGCAGUUGUUCGCUCGUAAUAGGAUUUUUAUGAAGGGUCGGCCCAACUUUCCCCUCCUACAUCAUUUGUUUGCAAAUAGCGUUAAGGACUUUGUUAGAUUUUUUGAAGGCUGAGUCGCCGACUAUCGACCAUGGCUUGUUGUUGGGAGGUUGUCUUAAGUAUCGGUUGACAGCUGCCCGGAUCGCUUUAAGAGACAAAACUUUGAACUCUGUGCCGUCCUCUCGCCUGACAGCAGCGUAAAACAUUGUGAGACAUUCAUUUAACUCUUCUUUCUUAACUUAAAACGAAACCACGUCAAAUGUUCGCAAUUUCGUCUAGUAAAAACAAAGUUAACUUACCAUUUAAUAUCUUCACUCCAUACUUUUAUUAGUAUUUUAUAGAAUGGAAAUGUCUAGCAAGUUAUCUAGAAACUCAUUUGAAACCUAGACAAAACGCGAAGUGGCCGCCAUUGUUUUGGUCAAUUUUAAAAAUCGGCGAAUUUCCCUACUCAAGGACUAAUAGCCCCCUGAGUGUAGCCAAUUAAAAUGCAGGAUUUGCAUUAGUCCACUCGUUAGGUGAUACUAAAUACACAUAGCCCUCGACUAUCGAAAGUCCUCUCUGAAACUAUCCAAAUUAAUCCUUAAUUGGAAAGUUUUUAGCGGGGCUCCCGCGCGCGCGAAGCGCGCGUGGGACAGAGCCCCAUACUCAUGGAAUAUGGUCAACCUCUUUUCGUUUGGUUGUCACGUGAUUGACCGAGCGUACGUACGUACGCGUCUACAGAUUGUAUGGGUGGGGUAGGGGAGACCAUCAAAAGGAAGGGACGGGUGUCUCAAGCGUGUCUUGGCAAGUCCACAUCUUUAAUAUAGGAUUUUAGUAUAGGACAUUCACAACAUGGUCAAUUGACAGCUGUCAAAACAGAAUAGCCACUGACCAGUAUCCCAUGACCAUAUCUCGGGUUCAUGUGUCAACUCAUCGAGGUGAUGUGAUUUAUUUGGAAGCUGUCCGCUGACCAGUUAAUUGUUUUACUAGGUCGCGAACAAUGUUCAAUCUCAUACUAGUUAAACUGUUAAUGCACACAUAUUGGACAUCAAUGUUUUGAUCAAUUGACAGCUGUCAAAACAGGGUACCCGCUGACCAGUAUCACUUGACCGUAUCGCGGGCUCAGGUGUCGACCCAUCGAGGUCAAGUAUUUUUUGAAGCUAUCCGCUGACAAGUUACUAGUUUUAAAGUGAUCGCAGGCUCAACUUCAAUUUUUUUCUAAAUUCAUAUGAAAUAUGUUGUGUUUAUGUGCUACACAAUUAAAAUUUUGAUUGUAAACUGACCUCGGACGCAAAAAUUCAGCCAGCUGUUACAGGCAGGGAAGACAGUUGGUUUUGACUUUUCUCACCAUGGUCACGCGUUGGUCACGUCCAAUUUUUAUGCUCUGAUUGGUCAAAAUUUGACAGGUGAGUUCAUGCGGAAAAUUUAUGCAGCAUCUUGAAUCUUGUUUACUUUGACAGCUGAAGCUGACAGAGUUUUGUGUCAACUUGUGAUGUUUUUAACUGUCUUUUUCCACUGGAUGUGCAAAAUGAAAUUCAGCUGCUAUCAGGAGUCUUCUGUUAUUCAUGGCUAGUUUGUUUAUUGGGUUUUGGGUUGAGGAAUACGUCGCUUAUCAAAGUCGGAAUCCGAUUUCGGAUAGCAUCGUUUUCGUUUUAAUCUUGCUUGAUGCGCAAGAGGAUUGCAAAGUCUGAAGCGAUACUGGCUUUUCUCGAUACCUUUCAGGGGCUGCAUCUCGAAUGGUAAGCUAGAGAAAUUACUGUAUUUGAUGUUUGUUUUUUGUAUCUAAUUUAAUGAAGUCGAGCGUAGUUUAUGCACGUUUGUAAGAUUUGAGACAAUGAUCUGACCGAGUAUCAGGUUUGAUAUAAGCUUACAGAACUUUAAAAAACCUUUAGACAGUUUCUCACCGCAAAUAGAAAGAAAACGUUCCAAAGAAUAUUUAGUUAUAAUUCUGGCCGGAAAAGAAAGCUUUGAGCGAUUUUCUUGCCUCGAGUUCGUCUUUGAAAAAAGCAAACACCGGGAAGCCGGCUUAAAACAUAAACUUAAGCUUGAAGCUUGAAGACUCAGGAUUUUUAGGGACACUUUAAUACUUGUCUUCCUGAAUGAAAAUUGUUGUCUCUGUAUAUGUUUCACCGAAUUAUAUUUCUUUUAUUGAUUGUUAGUAGUCUCUCUUACAAUUUUAAUGGCUGUGCCGAUUCUUUUCAGUCGUUCAGUGAACAUCGCUUGCAGGAGUUAUUCAACUCAAAAUGCCGCGCGUAACUCUGUUAAUGUUCAUUCAAACACUCGCCACAGCUCGCACUACAAAAGUGAGAACCGGAUGGCCGUAUGGGUGAUUUCGGAAAUUUUUUUAACAGUUUAUGAAUUUUGAAUGAGUGCAUUUUGUACUGUGAAAUACUGCUUUCUGUCCGAGGUCUGCCGGUAUGAUAAAAACAGUACCUCAUACUGCUGUUUCACCUCAGACGUGAUGUAUAAAUGGUAUAAAAGGUUGGUUUACACGCACCCAGAUUUGUUGACAAGAUUUUGCAAAGUAAACUUGUCGAACGCAAAAAAGUUGGCCUGAUUUUUUUUUCCACUAAUUAAUCUACGGUGAUCAAGAGCCAUUAUGGCUCUUAAAUGUGAUCGAAGAUGAUUACCAGUUUUUAAGUGUACAUAUGAGGCUAUCAACUCGAUGUAAGAUUUGGUUCACUCUUGGGCUGUUUGCAAUUUAUUUUUCUCUAAAAUCAGGUAGCCUUUCCCUCAAAAGUCACAUAAAUGUGCUCUAAAAUUAACUGAAUUGUGGAAUUCGAAUACAAGUUUAUUGUUUAAUUUAAAUUAUAAAUAAUUUAUUAAUGGGAGCCUCGUUGAAACGUGUAACUCGCGUUCAAUGCUCGUGAAUAUUCACUUUUACCAUUUUUGGAAACCUCAGUGACGGAUAUCCAUUUUCAACAAAAUGGCUGCCGCGUGAUCACCAUGCUAUACCUGCCAACUCUCACGCCUGCGGGUUGAAAACUUCGAUCUCACGCCCGCUCACGCCUGCGGACCAAUUUCUCACGCCUGAUUGAAAAAUGUGAGUUGUUGCCGUCUUGCUUGACACAAUUUCCAAAAAUAUGUUAACUCAGACCCAUGUAAGGAACGAAAACCAUGUGUAAAAUGAAUAAAUGACAAUACCUUCCUCGCGAUCUCUGAUUUUGUGGAUAAGCGUUUUCUCAAUAACUUCGCCUUCGGCAGACUUCGGACGUCUUCGGAAGACUUCGGACGUCUUCGGAAGACUUCGGACUUCUUCGGGAAUCUUCGGAAAUGAUCGUGUCGUUUUCAAAAAUCCCAGCACUCCCAGGAUAAAAAUCUCACGCCUACAUCUCAGAAAAAGUUGGCCGGUAUACCAUGCAGAUGUUUUAAGACAAGAGUUCUGCAUUUCAAGGUUAAAAAUACACCGGUAAAAGACAAAAAAUGGAAAGAGAAAGUUCAAAAGAAUGCUCCGCUUUCUUUUUGUGCAGGAAGGGAAGCUUUUCAUCAAGAAAUCGUCCUUCGAGGAAUUCAACCUUGUUUUCUUCACUGCGGAGCACAUGGUCUGUUAAAUGCAACCAAGGAAGCGAAGUUUUUACUGAAUUUUCAGGUACAUUUUGCACUCUAUGGCCAAGACAAUUACGUUUUUGAAAGGGAAUUUAUGUAUUUUUAAAUGUUUCAUAGACGUUUUAUAAAUUUUUCUCUUCGGCGCUAAAGAAAAAUUACAAAAUGUGCCCUGACUUGAGAUGGAUUUUGUGUUGAAUUUAAUCUGAGAUCAGGCCCAAUUUGAGCGGUUCUCAUACAUUCUCUCUAACGGCUACCGCUGAAAUUGGGCCUCUCUUUUCGUUUCGCCUUGCCCGCCGGAAUGUAAUUUUCAAAGCGAAACGAAAAUAGAGCCUGAUCUCAGGUUAUGUUGAAUUUUGCCAUGGGCUCAGCCGAUUUCACUUGCGUGAACGGAUCCACGAUCCAGAUAGUGUUUUCCGAAUUGCUUUAAAGGAUCAACCUUUUGGAUUCUGAAUAAAAAUUUUCAAGAAACGGCUUCUCUGUCUAUUGUGUUGACUUUGUUCAUUCAUAAAAUUAGCUCAACACACGUUCGUGACUACAACAUCCAAGCUGAAUUUAAGCUUAAAUGCUUCUCACAUUCAGUAAACGCAUCACUUUUUUGCGCAGAUGUCAGGUUCAGGUUUUGGACACUGAUACGCAGGUAAUGAAUUUUAUUCGAAAAUAUUUUUAACUGUUUAUUCUAGACUCUUAAUAUAAGAAUUUUAAAAGCCUAUUUGCAGUUUUUAGUUUAACUGUUCAGACGGUCAACGAGGCUUCGUUUUUUGAAGUGACAAUUUCAAGAAGUUGCGAGGACGUCAGUGGGUUUCACAAUGUUACGUUUCGCCCGGGUGGAAAGGCAAUAAUAUCUUGCUCAGUAUUUCGGUAAGAUUCCUGAUUUCAACCUUUGAAAGCUUUCUCGGUUUUCGGGAGUUUUUCCCCCGUUUAUAGUCGGCCAUUUUUUUAAGCGGGCGCAGGAACGUGAAGUAAAAUUACGUCACGAUUGGUCAGUUUCGAAAAUGAAUAAUCACGAGCAUCGAACAAAGCAAACAUAUGAGAGUGGCACGUUUCAACCUCGUAUGAGUUUCUGGUAAAAGAUAGUUUGAAGACCGCUAAGACCACGCGCAAUCCACGCGCGAUCCACGCGCUUCGCCCGUGAUAAGGUUACUUGAAAUACUUAUCUCCUGUUAACCCUCGCGAGGCUCGGCUUUUGAGUAGCGCUACUCAAGUACAGUGUCGGGCUUGGUUAGGAACUGGAGGCUCACCCGCCGCGAAUAUCCUGUCAUACAGGUCCCUCCUUUAUUCUUUCUUUUCUUCUUCUUCUAAUCCUCCUUUAUUCUUUCUUUUCUUCUUCUUCUAAUCCUCCUUUAUUCUUUCUUUUCUUCUUCUUCUCAUUCUUUCUGUGUUGUCUGGCUUAAUUUUGAAAUCUGUAUUGAAGGCGGAUCUGCUUUUCUUUUCUGCGGCUCUAAAUUCUGUCGGGAUCUAAAUGCACAAGCUCCUUGUCUUAACCUCUGCUCUUUUUUUUUUUUUUUUUUUUGGUCCUGUGCCCGUUUUGCUACGAGACCCCCCUAUCAAAACUUCAAUUCUAAUAUCUUUAGCUCUUCAGGUUUACACUUGAUCAGGAGAGGGGAGUAGGGGAGGGGCAGCACCUGGAAUUCCGAUUGCCGGAAGAAUUACAGCGUUUGAAUAACCAUCUCAAUUCGCUAAAGUAACUAAUUUCCUCGACCCACCUGUAAGUUUAAAAUCUGCAAGAGGCUUCCCUGACCUCGCUUCAUAGCAAUAGAACCAGGCAACGAGCUACGUAGUUCCGCCAUUAUGAAAGUCGUGUACAUGUACUGCAUUGUUUGUCGGCUUUCGAUGAUGAAAUAGGAUCUACGCAACUCUCUUGCUACUGCUGCGCGUUUCCUUGAGUUUUGGUAUCGACGGCGGUAUUAUGACUAAUUGUUUGAAUCGUCAGCAAACUAAGCUCCUGAAUUGGUCCAAUGGGGAUUCCUAGGUUGUGAUACCAAGAAAAAUAUUGAGAAAACUGGGAUGCCGGAUGCAGCUUUCUUUCACCUUUUCAAUCACUCGUUAAAUAAGCAAAGCUGUGUCGUACUAUAUACGUAAAUUUUAAGUUUUUCGCUAAAUUAAAGGAUAUAAAGGCAUAGAAUAGAAGAGCGCUAUCAAAGUUUAACGUUAAGAUUAAGUAACAAAAUACUCCUGGAACACUCAAAAGAAAGUCUAAGGUGAAUGUGCCUUAUUGACCCCAGCAUUUGAUGCUCGCCACAGUCUCAAAAUUCGGUUUAUUUUUAAUUCGUUUUUUGAUAUUCUUGUCCACCCGCGAAAAUAUACCCACGAUCGACCUGCGAAAAUCCACCCGGAACCCGCGACAAUUCACCUGUGACCUGCGACAAUUUACGCGCCACCACGAAGAUUACACUCUUUACUCCCACUGAUGCUAUUCUAUCAGUCGGAUAAUGAUUUAGUUUGAUCAAGAGAGGACAAAGGAGACAGAGAAGGCAUCCCCCAUACACACCCUAUUCCAUAGGUAAUUCGUCUCGAGUUAUUUUUAGAAUCGGGAUAAAGUUACCUCGCGCGCUGCGUGGAUGUUUCGCGGAGGUUUCGCAUGACUCAACGCCGUGCAAAACAUGUCGGGCGAAAGGCAAUGAAAGCGUGAAGAGAUUGAGAGCAUUUCUGAAUAUUGAAGCGAAAUGAGUCGGCGCUCAUCUGGGACAAGGGAAUCGCUGCACUCUUUGACAACCCGUGAAAUCAGUUGAACUCAAAGUUGUCGUAACCUCAGUGCUUCGCCGGUCUAUUGAAACCGGUCGUUUGUAUAAAAAAGCAAGUAGGACGCCAAGUUUUAUUUUUGUUGAAUAAUAAAAGACUAAUAAAAGAAUAAAUAUCAAACCAGAAAUUGCUCUCUUCAAACUGUAAAUUAUAAAUGAUCCUGAGAGAAUAUUCAGUGAGUUAAGGAUUUCCCUGCUGUACUGUUAACUCUAUACAAGACAGGGAGGGCGAUUCUUUUUUAAUUUCCGUUUCGCUGACACAGCUUUAGCAGAAAUCUCUCGUUAGUCGUUUUCGCUGACAAAACAGAUAGCAAUAUCGCUCUCUGCGUCUUCCGCCAUUUUUUUCUGCGUCAAUUCGUGAAGGACGCGUGGCUCUGAGCGUGGGUGAUCCACGUGGAACACAUUCGCGCCAUGUGAUUGGCUGUUGUCUAAUCCCCCUUGGGAUCUAUGGUCUUAAAAAUAACUCGAGACGAAUUACCUAUGGAAUAGGGUGUGUAUGGGGGAUGCCUUCUUUGUCCCCUUUAUCCUCUCCUCGUUUGAUUUAUUAUUAUUUUGACAUGAUAUGUUUCGUAAACUGCCUAAAAUGAGUCUUUAUUUCAGUUUGAUGUAGUGUUAAACAAUGCAAGUUGUUUGUUUGUUGUUGUCGUUUUACAAAGCUUUUUUAAGUUUUUAAGAAUUUACUGAGAGGAAAGUGGAUGUCAGAUUCUAAUCUCAUGCAAACCAACAAAAAAACCGCUAAGAUUUAGCGCCGAAUUUUCCAUUUCUCUCCAUUACCAUUGGGCUUAUUAUAGCCCUCGCACCAAUCACUUUUUUCACAGUUAGGUUUCAUUAGUUCGAGGCUCUCCCCGCAUCUCUGUACGUUUUGAGCUUUUACCAGUAUAUUAUUUUUUAUCUUUGUAUCUUUUUAUUUCUUCUUAGUGCGUUCAUCGCGACCUUUCAUCUAGAAAUGUCUUCAUUGGAGAAAACCUCGUAGCCAAAGUUGGCGACUUUGGAUUGGCACGUGAUAUCUCAGACUAUGGUAUUUACACCAAAAUAUCCUGUGUAAGUACAUGUGGGUUCGGGAACCGCUUUGAACUGCACAAUUUUGGGACAGCCGAAAUUUUCAACUGUAAAUCGAGACACCAUAAGAAUGAUAUACCGUGAACUGCCGCUUAUAAGCCCUGGGCUUAUAUAUCUUCGUAAAGGGUUUUAGAAGGACUUAUAAACUGAGGGGUUUAUAUCCGAGGGGGGCUUAUAACCGAGGGGCGCUUAUCACCGGACUAGAACAAGCUUUAUAACAUAACUAGAAUGUUCGCCUAAUCAAAUUUAAUGGCGCGAGCGUGCUCCAUAUUCCCAUUGAGCACACUGAUGACGUCAAUAAACUAUACCUCAAGUCUUUGUGACCAUCCUCCCAAGACGUCUCCCAAUGCAAGUGUAUACGCGAUGAAGCGCUUACCAUGUAUUUCAUAACGUAAGUUUAAGAGAAAACUUUUGAAUUUCUUAAUCAAUAGUAGGGAAAUUAGGUAUGUGUUGUUGUUGUUGUUGUCAUCUGCGCGAGCUGUGCGGGCUAUGGCGUGUGCAAAUCAUUCUUUGCAAAAAUCUUUCUCUCUAGAAGAAUUUAUCUUUGAAUUAAUAGUUUUUCGGUACCCCAAUGUGGAUUUUUCAAUCUUUUGUAAUGUUAUCUUAAGUGAGUUGAGUUAAAUCUCUCUCAGUUUCAAGAUAAGCUUUAAAACAUAACUGUCAGGUAAAUAUAUAUAUAUAUAUAGUCACGUAGACACUGACGCGCGCUACAAUAAUAAAAUUUUAAGUGAACUGCUAUAUCGAUCGCUUUGAUAAUGUUAUAAGAAAAUUAGUUCAUGCUUCAACUGUGCGUAUGUCGAGGUGUUGAGCACUUGGGAAGUUUGGAGAGCACUCGAGAGGUUAGAGUUACUCUAAACUCUUACGCCUUUUUCGUGUUCUCUAGACUUCCCGCGUACUCAAUAUCACGAUAUAUGCACGCUGUUGCAUGAACUAAUUGUUAAAUAACAGUGCUGAUAAAAAUACGUUUAUCAUUUACUGUCUUUUUUAAUUAAAGUGUUAUAAUAAAUCGAAUUCAUUUCAAAGCAUUUGGAAGAGAAAACUCACAGAACGAACAAAACAGGAACAUAACAAAUCUGAAGUUCAGACUCCAUCAUAAGUGGCAAAUACGUACUGUACACAAACAAAGCCUUUCGUUAAGCCUGUUAACUCAGUAUUGUACGGAAACUGUAAAGCAUUGAAAACUUACAGAAAUCCUAAAAAGUGCUUGCUAAAACAGGAAAAAUUAGAGAGGGGUUUACAUCCGGAGGGAAUUAAUAUAUAACAAUUAUUCACCGAAGUGGAAGUGGCUAGUAUUGGAUAUUUACCGAGGCCGCGAAGCGGCGAGGUAAAUACUACUACUAGCCACCGACACUGAGGUGAAUAAUUGUUUUAGUAAAUACUAAAACAGUGAGAUAAUUGAGCACAAAAAUGAUGAUUUUUAACUCAUUUACUGUUGCCAACGAUCACAAUUUUGGCGCGCCAUUACCGAACGGUCGCGGUCGGCGCUUUUUCUUAGCGACAAAUAAGACUUUUGAAGGCGUUUGUUUCGCUCUUGCCGGGAAUUUUUUUCAAAAGCGGUUGUGAAUUAUUUUUGUAUUUAAAAUAAUUCUGUAAAAAAGAUUAUUAAAUUCAGUUUUAAGCUUAUUUAUGAACAAGUCAAGUAAAUAAAGUAACGCAAGACCUAAGCUUAAUUUGCAUUUGUAAACAAAAAACUUUUUCACCGGUUUUAUCGAUAAAUUCAAGUCAAAAAGACAAAGCUUUACCAGUUAAAACUUCCAAACCGAACUUCGUCACCUUCUUCAUGUAUUUCGGAAAUAGCUUGCUUGAUUAGUUGUGAAAUUUCUUAGUUUAUCACGGCAGCAGGCCGGGAAGGCAUUUUGCUCGCAACCUACGUGAGUUUGGCGUCGCUCGCUCGGAGGAACUGGAGGUGAAUCAGUGAAUAGUGCAGGAUAUUCACUGAUUGAGUAGCCAAUCAGAGCGCGCGAAAAACACUAUCCACUGUUUUAGUAUAUACUAAAUAGAUUUAGCCAGGGCUAAAAGCGAACAAGGGAGGGGGGGGGGCUCUUAAGGUAUUCCCUUCAACUUCUACUUUGCGAUUUUUUAGUAUGUAAUAGGGAUGCCGAAAGGACAUGAUCGCGGGCUAUUCAAAUUCUAAAGCGAGAAUCUUUCUCUCUUCUGUAGGGCAGAGUACCUUGGAGAUGGUUAUCCUUAGAAUCGUUAAAGGCCCAAGUAUAUACUGCCAAAAGUGACGUGUAGGUUUCCAAACUGGUUUUAUCAAAGAUCAGCUGCGAUACUUAAAGCAAUGAUUUUUGACUUCAUGUUUUUACAUACCGUUUAGUCAUAUUCGAUCGUGCAUGUGAAUGGAUUUAUUUGACUUGUAUAUCUUUCUGUUUCUUUCGUUUCCUUAAAGAUGGUCCUAUGGUAUUGUCUUGUGGGAAAUUGCCACUUACGGUGGGUAUCAAAUAUUAGCAAAUUUUUAUCGUGUUCUCAUAGCUGUUUCCUAAGCAAAAUAAGUUGUUAUCUUGGUUGUUGUUUUCAGGUGAGGAGCCAUACCCUAAGAUAGAAACGCCAAUGGAUCUCAUACUUUGGCUCUCCAUGGGGAACCGGAUGUCCCGUCCGGAACAUAGCUCAGAGAAACUGUAAGUUCGCAAAGUAACGUAACUAAGUAGUAUAGCAAAUUAGGUUUCUAGGAGGGUGGAUCAUGCGGAUCCGAUGAUGGUGAUUAACAUAUGGAAAUUGUGACAGGUAAAUAGUGAUGUCAAAAGAUAGAUGCAUGCUGUUUUGAAAUCACUCAAGUUUAAAGGGGAUAACUGAUAAUUAUUUUAAGAGGGCGUUUUUUCUUUUAAGUUUCGUAGAAAGCGGAAUGUCAUAGAGCAGACCUUCAAACGUUGUUAAUUAAGUUAAUAGCCCUUUUGUUUCCUUAGAACAAGUUCGAGGAAGGGUCGAAUAUAUUGAAUACAAUUCUCGGUUCCAAAUGAUUCGAAUUUAAACGAUUGUCGUACUUUCUGUCACCCAGCAUUAAGCACAGUUAAGCAAAAUAGUGUGGUAUGUUUAAAACCGAACGAAAUCGUUAUACUGAGGCUUUGUUUUGAACUUGAGACAAAAUAUUUGCCGCUGCAUUCUAGUUGUUCGAUUUCAACUUUGCUUUCUCUGGACCAAAAUUUUCUCCCAUUCAAGAUAGCGACCUCAUUGGUAAAAACGUGUUCACAUAAAAAGUUUAAGAUGGCGACCUCAUUAUUAAACCCCGCUUCCAUACUAUUUCUCUCACUGAACCCGCCCCCCAUACAUUUACUACAACGGAUGCUCUUUGAUUACUCAGAGUUGCUCUUAUUAGCGCAAAGGUGCACGUGCCCACUCUUCACUCAGCGUUGCUCGGCGCUGCUCACUGAUUAUUCAGCGUUGCUUCGAGCUACUUUAGAGCUGCUCACAGUAGCGCUAAUGUGUAUACUAUUUACUCAGUGUUGCUCUGAGCUGCUCACUAUGGUUAUUUAACAUUGCUUUGAGCCACUUAGAGUUGCCCUGAGUAAAGCUCAAAAGGGGCUCACUGACCACGCAUUGUGGCUCUGAGGUAGUGACGUUGAUCACUCAGUGUUGUUUUGAGAUGCUCAAUGAUUUUUCACGGUUGCUCUGAGUUACUAAGAGUUGCCCAGAGUUAAGCUCAAAGGGGCUCACUGACCACUCACAGUGGCUCUGCCAUCGCUUUGAAAGUAAAGUAGUCCUGAGUGACUUAAAACUAAAUUAAUUAAACGGGGGAGUUUUGCGUGUCCACUUUCCAUAUCAAAUGGUCAUCGAAUUAAUAUGGCGAGAGAAUGGUACAUUUUAGCUAUUCUGUCCGAGAGCAUUUAGCCUUAAGUCUAACAGCAAUCGACACGAAACAGUGGGUUGUCCGAAACAAUAUAAUGGCGAUAGAAGGAAUACCCAAUUUUUUGAAUGAGGGAGAGGGCUUGCCGAGAAUAAGAGCUGAAAAUAUUGUGAGGAUGAUGUAGAAGAUGAUGUUAAUGAAGAUAAAGACGAGGACAACGAUGAUGAGCAGGUUUCAUAAUUGGCCGUUUAAGAACUGUUGUCGUAGUUUGCACUUCUCCUCCCUUCUGUCGUUUCGCGCACCUUCUGACUGUACAGCUCGUGUUAAUAAGGCCUUUAGGAUCUGGUGUACGGCCUUUGUCAUCCUCUCCCAAGCUCCUCCCAUAUGGCAUGUCCCAGGUGGGUUGGAGAUCCAUUUAAUCCCUCUGUAUGUACAAAACCCAUUGAUUCUUUGCUGAUACACUCAUCGACACAGGUCUAGCCCCAACUACUCAUCAGCUCUGGUAAAAUUCUUUCCACAGUCGUUUCGAAUUUGCUUUAGGAGACCUUUGAGAUUAAUGAAUCUUCUUAAGGCAUUAAACAUUGAGACUGUGUUCUAGCUGUGCGCAGCUUCGAUGUGUAUGGCUCGGAAUGUUGAUCAAGUGAAUAGACAACUAUACUGUUUCACUCUGCUUUCGGCCUUGUUUCUCUUAUGGACCAAAAACGUUCACUCCAAUAUGCGUGAACAAAGGUUUGUGCGGCGUAACUCCCUCUUGCGGCAAAUUUGAGAUCAAUUGUGGUCCCAAUUAAGCUUUUCUUUUCUAACAGUCUUCACUACCGUUAACACUCGCGCACUACAGAACGUCCAUUUACAAGUCCAGAACCUUUUCUGAGAGAUAAAAACACAGACCCCUGUCCAAUUAAUGUAACCUACUUUCUCAUGGCGAUAGGAAAAGCAAUUAUUAGUUCUGUGAUAUAGUCAUCCCUUGGACGAAUGAAAGGAUAAUAAUCCACCUCUCAACUUUUGGCCUAACUUAAAAUUUGAUGAGCCUUUCCUCGUAAAAUCCUUUUGGCUUGUCUUUCGUCCGACAAGGUAGCAGGUGCCUUAAAUACCGUAAAAUUCCGAAAAUAAGCCCCAGGGCUUAUAUUUUUCAAAGGUCCUUUUUGAGGGGCUUAUUUUUGGAGGGGCUUAUAUUCGAAGGGGCUUAUCUACGAAAGGAAAUUUGCGUCUCAAAAUCGAUUGGGCUACCGUUAUAGUUGGAAGGAAAUUUACCGUUUUUGCUUUGUUUUACUUUGUAUUUCAGGGCAAUUUCCAAGUACAAGCCCCCCGGGAGGGCUUUUAUUUUGGAGGAGCGAUUUAACGGAGGGUUUUUUGCGUUACGAGUUUGGGGGGCUUACAUUUGAAGGAGCUUAUGAAUGGAGGGGCUUAUUUUCGGAAUUUUGCGGUAUUUCUUUUUCAGCCUAAUAACGUUCUUCCACUGUAAGACUCCCGUUUAAAAACGCUCUGUUACUAAGGAUGGCGUACUGGUUUUGACGCUUCCCUGUUUCUGCUCGUAAACUUUACUACAUCAGCCAAGUAAAUGCUCUUUUUAUUUUCCACCACAAAGAAUAUUGAUAUACGAACUUGUCAAGAGGAUUCUAAGAAGCAGUAGUGGCGUAAAUCUUGCUUUUUCCUCUUACUUUGGGUCACUAUGUAUCAGUUCCGGGACUUAAAAUUAUUGCAGGCCAGGGAGCCUAGUACUUCCAUAAGGAAACGCUGGUCCAUUCAGCUAUCGACUAUUCUUCGUUAGGUUCUUCAGACCUUGAACCUUUUGAUGAAUCAUCCGCCGGAUUGUCAUCCCGACUGACAAACCCCUAGUAAGGCGGUUUACCUCAAUCAUGUGGAAGCGCUUCGUAUCACUAUCGUUGCAUUUCAGCACAGUUUCAGAAUCAGUUCAUUUUUAUUAACUUGAUCUAUCCUGGUCUCUAGCUCUUCUCGUAUGGUUGGCUCAGCUUUACUGAGUCAACUCCAAUCUUGGUAGUGUGAUUUCGUGUAUGGGACCCAAUCUUGUCUUUCCCAUAACGAAGCUACAAUGGAUUCUACCGGCGUUGAAAAAGCGCAGAUAGUCUACUGCUCCAUAGCCCACGCGAGAUCCAUCAGAGACGAUAUGCAGCUGAACACUCUUUACUGAAAUUAAUGAAAUCCUUAGAUUUCAGGCACCGUUAACAUAAGAUUUCAACUGUGGGAGAUCGUCAAACCAACGCGACCACUGCAUUUUUUCAGGUUCAUAAAUCAGAUUGUGUCAUCUUAAUUUCUCGCGGUAAAGCUCGUCUCGUAGUAGUAGCUUGGCUUUUAUCGUGUAGGGAGCUUAUAAAGCUCAGUAGAUCAAACAGCGAGCUAACAGUUGCUUCACCCUCUUUCCACGAGAUGUUGAAGCCUUUCAGCUGCCUUCCGCUUCUUCGUGCCAUUUCAAGCCAACUGCACACUCGGUUGACAAUUCUUGUAUGUCAAGAUUUACCAUAGAAACUGCUCUCUCGGUUUCCGGUAGUUCAGCUAGUACCUUUUGGUUACUACUUAUCAACUUUGUCAAUCUAAAUCUGCCCUUUGUUAGCAACUCUCGUUGCUGUGUCGAAAGCCUAAAGCGGUCUUUGGAAUAGUAGGUGACUUAAUCAAAUCAUCCACUUUCAUUUUUCUUUCCACGGUUUGGACUACGUCAGGAACAAAUUCCGUUACAUAAGUAGAAGCACUCUUCUUUAGACUGACGUUACAACACUGGACAGUGGCGUUGCACCAAUCUCACCGUUCGGUAUUCUUGUGGCUGCUCAAUGAGUUGACCGUCUGGCCACCAAAACAAUCUAAACACAUCAAGGCCCCUUGAAUCGAAAUACUAGCCUUGAUGAAGAUAUCGGUUCUAUAUGGGCUGCGAUGGUUAUCGGUAAUUGGUUCUCUGAUCCGUUGACCAGAAACGUCGUCGCUUGGAAGUUUUCCUCGUGUCAACUGAGUGUCCUUGGUAAACACGAACGUCAAUGAACAAUUAAUCUUCUUUCUGUUCGUCUAUUGGACCCAACAAUCAUAGCCAUAAUCAUAGUCCAACCAAAACUUUACCAGUCUUUAACUCGAGCGGCAGGGAAAGUGUCGGUUGUUCUUCAAACUUCUUCGUCUUCAAUUUUGGGAAUAUCAGUGCUCGUAAACUAAAUGAGGACAGCGAGCAAUGUCUCCUCCCUUUGCGAUGCAACUUGUUGAGUUUGCGUGAAACAGUCUUUACUUUUCCCCUGACUCUGCACAGUUCCACUUCAACAGAAUCAUCCAUCGACUUUACCACAAGAUCCACCAAUUUAUAAACCACCUUUUCCGAGCACGUCAUUCCUGUCAGCGUAAAUUCAAAUCUUUGCCUAUCUUAUUCAAGCUUCUUUGCUAAAAAGGCACAAUGUCACUUCGGAGCCAUUGUCAGGAGGGUAGUAUGUUUCAAUCACUCUAUCACCUCGUUUACCUCGAACCUUGACUUGGAUAACUCCAAGACACACCGGCGUUUCUCUGCGUACGGUAGCAGCUACAGCAAUUCCAUAAUCAUCACAGGCCCCAGUUUAUAAACCACGAACUAGAACAGACACUCCAGGUGCAGCUCAGAAUAAAUUUUAAAAAAGCAAUUAUUAUCAUAUCUCAAAACAAAGUAGGAAAUCAUGAUAUUCACGGCCAAAAAAAGAAACAACACACAUGUAGCUAUUCAGGUCGAGGCAUUUAGGAGAAAACCAAAGAGACUAAGGUUAUUAAGCCACAAUAAAAAAGCUUAAGGCUUCAACAGAGGUAAAACAAACUGCAUCCGUGAUCACAUCCUGUCAGAAACCAUUUUCCGAAACAUUAACCACAGUAACUAAUUACUCAAUAUGCAUGGAACAGACCAGCUUCAUAACCUCUAAAUGUGAGACUCAAAGCGGCAAAAAAAAAUUUGCUUAGCCAAAGUAUAAAAUACUCCAUUGUAUUUGUAUUUGUAUUUAUUUAUUUGCCACACGAUUACAAUAAUUACAUACAAAAAGAUGCCAAAAAGAAUGUAGUAAGAAAUGGCGGGGAGGCCUAAAGGAAACUAUAGAGCUUAUGCUAAUUAGGCCUCCUCAAUUACAAAUUUUAGAAGAUGGCAUAACAGUUACGGCGACAGAUACAAAAUAAUAUCAGGUGGAAAAUUAAACUAAUCAAUAUUACGGAAGUUUACAAAUGUUGAGUAUCAAAAGGCUUUUUCCCAAGAUUUUUGUUGGAGUAUACUGAUAAUUAUUACAAAUAAAUGCCUUAAGUGCUCUUUUAAAGGAAGAAGGUGAGGAACCGUUGAUGAUGUUGGUGUUUAAGGUGUUGUAAAAUUUAGGUCCUUGAUAAAAAACGGAAAAUUGUUUGGUUCGAGUACGACAGAAAGGCAGACGAAAUUUACACGAGUUUCUUGUAUUAUACGAAUGAAUUUGACUUUGUAAGGUAAAUUUACAAUGAAAUUUUAAAGGUAGAGUAUGGUUUUGAUAGGAGUACGUGAAUAAGCCUAGCUGUAUUAAGUAUAUAUCAUGAAAUUUUAAGAUACCAAGAUUUUGAAAGAUUGGAUCAGUAUGUGCAUCGAAAGUGGUUUUAGCUAUAGUUCUGAUCACUCGUUUGUGUAAAAUCUCAAGACGAAUAAGGUUAGUUCUUUAAGUAGAGGCGCAAACUAAGUUGCAGUAAAAAAAGUAUGGAUAGACUAGAGAAAAAUAUAGUGUUCGUAAGGUUUUCGCACUGCAUAAACCCAUAAACUACGCAAAAAGAGAGCAAGAAAAACCUCUAUUGCUCAAGCUGACUCUAAGGUCACGUUCCACACUAUCACAAGCUCAAUCCGCCGCUUGUCACGAGCUGUUAGUCGUGUUUGGCCUGUUAACACUUAAUUCAAAUCGCACUAAUCACAAACCGCGUAAGAAACUAGCCAAUCAAAAACGUCGACAUAUGUCCUUCCGACUCUGCGGGGCUCGAACACAAUAUUGUGCACUAAUUCGCAGACGCUGUAUACAGAAGGUUUAGAGCGUCUGCGAGGCAGGUAAUAAACAAAGAAAGCGGCAGGAAAUAGAACUUGCAAAAUUACGUUACGUUUCAGUCAUUUUAAGUCACUUGGGAGUAAGCGCUUAUUAUUUUGACAACAUGAGUCAACCAACGAAAACUUUUCUUAGUUUUUUCAUCGGCGUUAAAAAUAACUAAAUAAGUUGUCCAACAGGUUACGUAGACAACCUAAAAAUAGUACGUCACAUGAUCUUAAUGACAUGCCAACACAUGACGUCAUCGCGUUAAUUUAUUCCCCCUCAAAAUAAUUAGAUUACCCCUCAAAAAGAAUAGGAAUAGGUAGCAACCUUGCUUAAUGAAUAAUAUAUAAAUAUUUGCCUCGUUAUUUGCAGGUAUGAAAUGAUGUGUUUAUGUUGGAAAGAAAAUCCUUUGAUGAGACCCACAUUUGCUGAUAUCACUAAGCAAUUCCCAUAUUAUUUACAAAGAUAUAAG
Messenger RNA from Porites lobata, 30028 nucleotides. The record is from the annotation of a GenBank genome assembly. Lineage: Eukaryota; Metazoa; Cnidaria; Anthozoa; Scleractinia; Poritidae.